Ascoidea rubescens DSM 1968 is the source of this 1380-nucleotide messenger RNA. Its product is annotated as acetate uptake transporter family protein. NCBI's taxonomy places the organism in Eukaryota, Fungi, Ascomycota, Saccharomycetes, Ascoideales, Ascoideaceae. Bases 452 to 1207 code for a protein of 251 amino acids. The transcript has a single exon. The record is from RefSeq and is a predicted model, not a curated record. Gene Ontology annotation, cellular component: plasma membrane. Gene Ontology annotation, molecular function: acetate transmembrane transporter activity.
CUUAAUUGUUUGAUCAAGCACUGCUUUUCCUUUGAUGCUUCUGAGAGACCCUGAGGGAAUGCUGUGCAAGUAGCUGCUGCCACUUUGAGCAGCCAAACUGACAUUAUUCUUUCCCAGUUUGUUACAAUCCUAUUGCAAGAAAGACGUUUCUUUCUCCACUAAGAAAAUGCAAAACAACACCAACUAUACCCUCAAUUCUGCUCAACUAUAGUUUUCUUUGUUUCUUUUAACCAAACAACCACUGAGAAUACUACAAUGGCCAUUUUACAACAAAACAAAAUUGUAUAAAUAGCUAAUUUUAUUUCCAGUCAUAAAUUUUGUAAAGAACUCUCUUACUUACUCAGUUUUCACUAUUCAAAUCUUAAAUACUCAAUCUGUUUUAUUUCAAAAAUCCAAUUCAUUCAACAAGUUGAAACCAGUAAUAUCUUUCUUUUAUAUCGUUCAAUAAGCAAUGAGCAACAAAGAAGUCUCAAAUUAUGGUGAUGAUGAACAUGAUCCUAUCACUUAUUCUGGAGAAAACAAUGAAUACAUCCAUAUAGGUUCUACCAAGGUCAGAAAAGACGAAUUAUUAAGUGCCUUUGGUGGUUCUUUAUAUACAGGAGUCACUGCACCUCCAGUUCAUAAAUUUGCCAAUCCAGGCCCUCUUGGUUUGUCUGCUUUUGCAUUAACAACUUUUGUUUUAUCAAUGAUCAAUGCAAGAGCCAUGGGUAUUUCAAACCCCAAAAUUGUCGUUGGUCUAGCUUUCUUUUAUGGAGGUUUUAUUCAAUUGUGUGCUGGUAUGUGGGAAAUUGCUAUUGAAAACACUUUUGGUGGAACUGCUUUAUCCUCCUAUGGUGGUUUUUGGAUGGCAUGGGCUGCUAUUCAAACUCCAGGUUUUGGUAUUGCUUCUUCAUAUACUGAUCCAGUUGAAAAAAACAACGCAAUUGCAUUUUUCCUCCUAGGCUGGACCAUUUUCAGUGGAAUGCUUACUCUUUGUACUAUGAAAUCAACCGUAGCAUUUUUCUCAAUGUUUGCUCUCUUAACUGUCACUUUCCUUUUAUUAACAAUUGGUGAUUACACUCGUGUACUUGGCUGGACCAGAGCUGGUGGUGUUUUAGGUGUCAUCGUCUCCUUCAUGGCCUGGUACAACGCUUAUGCUGGUAUUGCAACUCCUCAAAACUCUUAUAUUACUAUCAAACCUAUUUUUUUACCUGGAGGAAAAGCUUGAUCCCAGUUUUAAUGAUUAAUGAGUAUGCUUUCUUUUAUAUAAAUAUGAUCUCAUAUUAAUAAUAAUAAUAAUAAUAUUUUUCGUUUUCUAUUUCCUCUUAUUAGCUUAUCUAAUUAUCUUCAAAUUCUUUUUCACCUUCAAAAAAAAAAUAAACAUCUAGAUCUAGAACUAAA